CAUUCAUCCUUAGUUAUUACAUGCUUACAUAUGUAUCCUCCUGAGAAUAUAACUAUUCCUGCUCGGUGAGCUCUCCUGCCUGUCUCCAUGCGAGCAUUAAACCCGCCUUGCGUGCUGCCCGCGUCAAAUGCAACCGGCGUUAAAAGUCAUAUAAGAGCUCACUACGCUCAUCAGCUCCCGACUACAGCGCCUGGCCAGCGGCUUCAUGGGUUGCGCCCCGUCGCAGCGCUGCCAGACGGCGAUGGCGGAGCGACUGCCAAGGCCGUCGAGAUUGUAACGGAAGCCCUGCCGGCCUCCACGGCGGAGGCAGUCGACCAAGUGACGGCUGUGGAGCUAACGCCGUCGCCCCUGGCGGAGUCUCUGGCGGAGGCGGUGGGCGCCGCCGCCAGCGCCAAGGCCGUACAGGUGCAGCAGGCUGCGGAGCAGGCCGCUGCCGCGCUGACGGCGGAGGUCCUGGAGCGGGAGGUGGGGCGGAGGCGCAACUUUGCCAUCAUCUCGCACCCUGAUGCCGGCAAGACCACGAUGACGGAGAAGCUGCUGCUGUACGGCGGCGCCAUUCACGAAGCUGGGGAGGUCAAGGCACGCAGGUCCUCCCGCUCCGCCACGUCAGACUGGAUGGAGCUUGAGAAGCAACGUGGUAUUUCCAUUACCUCCACCGCCCUCACCUUCGAGUACAACGGUUGCCAACUGAAUCUGUUGGACACGCCGGGACACCAGGACUUCUCUGAGGACACGUACCGCACACUGGCUGCUGCCGACAAUGCCGUACUGCUGGUGGACGGUGCCAAGGGUAUUGAACCGCAGACCCGGAAGCUGUUCGCGGUGGCUCGCUUGCGAGGCCUGCCCGUGUUCACAUUCGUCAACAAGAUGGACAGACCCGCGCUCAAUGGCUUCGAAAUAGUGGAGCAGUUGGAGAAGGAGUUCGGCUUGCAGAGCUACCCGGUAAACUGGCCCAUUGGCUCGGGUGACCGCUUCGUGGGUGUGUACCACCGGCCCAGCAAAAAGGUGGUGCUGUAUGAGAAGAGGGGUCUCGCUGGGCGCAGUAAGGGCGCCACGAAGACCGAGUACGACAUGGACGAUCCAGAUCUACGGCAGCUGGUGGAACCUGAUUUGUGGGAGCAGCUGCAGGAGGAUGUGGAGCUGCUGGAGGUGUUGGGGGAUGAGUUGGAUCUAGAGGAGGUCAUGGCCGGCAAGGUGACCCCUGUGUUUUUCGGGUCGGCGAUGAACAACUUCGGAGUGGAGCUUUUCCUGCAGACCUUCAUACAGCUGGCAUCCAAGCCUGGUCCCGCUCAGACCCGCAGCGGCGUGGCUGUGUCCCCCACAUCCCCCAACUUCACCGGCCUGGUGUUUAAAUUGCAGGCCAACAUGGAUCCCAAGCACCGGGACAAGGUGGCGUUCGUACGGGUGGUUUCUGGCAAGUUCGAGAAGGGCAUGAAGCGGAUGUUCGCCAACGAGCGGCAAACCGUACAGGAGGGUUUUGCGGGUGCCUUCGCCAUCGGCGACACGCUGGUGACUGGCCCCACACUCGCCUUCCCGCCCAUCCCCACGUUCUCUCCGGAGCUGUUCGCCUACCUGCGCUGCCCGCCCAACCAGAAGAAACCCUUCCUGAAGGGGGUGGAAGGUCUGUUAGGAGAAGGCGCCGUACAGGUGCUGUACAACACGGAUGACUACAUCACGGAUCCCGUACUGGCAGCCGUCGGGCAACUGCAGUUUGAGGUGGUGCAAUACCGGAUGAAGGACGAAUACGGCGUCGAUACGACAUUGGAGCCCUUGUCGUACACAGUCGCACGCUGGGUCAAGGGCGGAUGGGCGGCGCUGGAGGACGUGGGGCGGCUUUUCAACACCACUAUCAUGAAGGAUGUGUACGGCAGGCCCGUACUGCUCUUCCGUAAUGACUUUGCGCUGCAGCAGGUCCUCGGAGAGCAUGCGGACAAGCUGGGAGAGCUAAAUCAGACCGGCAAUUCGUUUGAGGAUGGAACGCACAAAACCGUAGUUCACACCACGGCCACCACACCAGCACCAGCACCACAGCCCCUGUGCGCCAGCAGCACCAGCAGCCUCAACCCGGUACCGCACCGCACCACCGCGGAGGAACGACGACCUCCUCCGAAUCUCCUCCUCCUGCUCCUCCUGCUGCUCCUGCUCCUGCUGUUCGUGUUCCUGCUGCUGCUUGUGGUGGAGUUUGUGGUGCUGGCGAAGGUGGCGUUCAAACCAGGCCCCGAGGCAUCCCCCUAA
Messenger RNA from Volvox carteri f. nagariensis, 2235 nucleotides. RefSeq lists its product as uncharacterized. Gene Ontology annotation, biological process: translational termination. Gene Ontology annotation, molecular function: translation release factor activity, codon nonspecific; GTPase activity; GTP binding. Gene Ontology annotation, cellular component: cytoplasm; cytosol. Lineage: Eukaryota; Viridiplantae; Chlorophyta; Chlorophyceae; Chlamydomonadales; Volvocaceae. The record is from RefSeq and is a predicted model, not a curated record. The transcript is spliced from 23 exons. The coding region runs from base 88 to 2235 and encodes 715 amino acids.